This is a messenger RNA of Ruditapes philippinarum (Manila clam), 3387 nucleotides long. RefSeq lists its product as uncharacterized. Bases 91 to 2232 code for a protein of 713 amino acids. Gene Ontology annotation, molecular function: protein binding. NCBI's taxonomy places the organism in Eukaryota, Metazoa, Mollusca, Bivalvia, Venerida, Veneridae. The record is from RefSeq and is a predicted model, not a curated record. The transcript has 2 exons.
GAGGAUGAGUGUCAUUUCCCUUUGUAUCUCCAUUCACAACCAAAACAGGAAGUAAAAAUAGACAACAAAAUUAACACCCAUCUCGUCAGAAUGUUUCAAUCACCUGACAGCAGGAAACAUAUAUCACUGAUGUUAUCAGAGGUUUUAGAUGAUAUUGGCGUGAAUGAAAGAAUGGUAAUGAAAGCAAGAAGACAUUUCAAGUUGAUGGAAACUAUGACUAAUAUCACAUGGAAGUCAGUUGGACACAAUAUAAUUUCAUAUUGUCUAGGGAGUAGGAUUGAGGGAACAACUACUUUAGGACUCAUCUCAGACACUGACGAGCUACUUUUUAAUAAUGAUAACAAUGUAAUACAGGACUGGUCAGAGUGGGAACAUGGCAAAACAAACUUCAUCAUAAUACAAGAUGAGAACACUACCCCAGGGUACUGUUUCUUACAGCUUCUCCAACAUGAUAUACCUCUUUCUGCCACUGUUGUUCCUAAUAAAUACUAUAUAAUUGACAAGGAAGGAAGAAUAUUGCAUAAGAACCAAGUAUAUGAAACUGAUAAUAUGAAAUAUGUUACACGACAUGGACCAUCAUUUGCUACACAGGGACAACAAGGAGACUAUGAUGCAGACAAAGUGGUUGCGUAUCCCUUUAAAUCAUGGCCAAAGUCAACAGCAUCAGGAUGGUUAGAGAGACAAGGUAUUGGCAAAUGGCCAACACAAGAGAUGAGAAGAUAUGCAGCAAGUACCUGGUGUUUUGUUGUUCCAACUGGAAGUAAGAUCAGUAAAUAUCCUGAACUGGAAUGGAGAAUAUCUACAUCCCUGGCAGAAAGAUGUCUAAUGUUUGAUUUAGAUAUAACACACAUAAAGUGCUAUGUUUUAAUGAAGAUUAUUCUUAAAUCUCUUUUAAAUCCUCAUGGGGAAAUAAACAUCUCAAGUUUCAUGUGCAAAACAAUUCUAUUUCACUGUAUAGAACAAAAAGAGCCAAGGAUUUGGAAAGAGAACAAUUUAUUAGAAUGUUUAAAAUACUGCUUGAUGAAACUAAGCAGUUGUGUACAGAAUGACAAUCUGCCACAUUUCAUUAUACCAGAAAACAAUUUGAUGGCAGGGCAAUUUACAGAUGAGACAAAACAUCAACUUUUAAAAAAUAUAAGUGACUUUAUACAGGAUGAUGUACAAAGUUUACUUACAAACAAUAUUGAUGAUCUUGGAGAGAGACUUCAAGUUAAACUGAAAUUUCUACCAGAAGGACAUAACAAUUUAGACACUUCACUGGAUAUUUGUAAAACUGUUUCUACUACCCAUUACUUAUCAUUGUCAAUGUAUUGUAGUAUUACCCAUCGUUUUUAUUUGAAUGGAUUAAGCAAUAAAGAUAUUGGAAUAAUGAAGCAAACUGUAGAAAGAUUAAUGACCUUGAACGACAAUGAUAAUAAUUUAGAACAUGCUGCAUUCACGUUCCAAGCACCUUUUCUCUGUUCCACAUAUGGAUCUGCCCUGGCUUCAGAAAGUAUAGGUUUAAAACAUCAAGUGUCACCUCAAGCCUUGGUUUGGCUUUUAAAUGGUUUGGAAUCAGAUGUCUCAUCUGGCAGACUGAAAUUGGCUUCAGUAUUCUACAGUACAGGGGAUAUAGAGAAAACUGAACUUAUUCUGAGACACACUGAGUGCCAGUUUUACUCUUAUCCUGUUUUUCCUAUGUGUAACUGCUGGGAUAUGAUGCCUCCACCAGAAAUUAAAACGGUAUGUUUUGAACAAAUUGAGGACUGUGUCAAAAAUAUUACAGCAUUUUGUGUCAGAUUUUUAAAACAAGAGAUCAACUGUGUUCCUCAUGAACUACAAUAUGAAAUGUUCAGAUCUACAGAGGAUGACAUAAAACACAGAGAUCAAAAUGAAGACUGGAUGGACUUGGCUACAAUUGAUUCUCUUCCUUUCCUGUACUUCCUACAAUAUAAAGUAUACAGGCAUCUUCAACGGUAUCAGGAUCAACGACAAGCACUAAGUAAACUUGCAAACAUUAUAGAAAUAAACAAAUACCUUGGACAUAAAGAAACAGCACUCAAUAUUUUAGGGCAAUGUAUGGAACAAGAAAACAGACCUAAACAGGCAUUAGAAUUUUACCUGCUUUCUCUGCGACAAAGACCAAGAAACAAUGUGGCAAAAAUUCAUAUAUGCCGGCUUCUCUCCUGUUUACUAAUUGGCAAGAAAAUUGACAAAAACACAUAUAACAUGAAAAGUUUAGUUAUAAUGUAAUUCUUGUUUUAGUUGAGCUCGUCUUACUGAUAAAAUAUAUAAUCGUACGGGCUUAUUUUUCUGUGUAUUCUAUAGGUUGCUGAUCAAAUAUUCAGGAGAAUGUAACAAGAAUGAGAUUUAUAUAACGAAAAGUGUAAGCUGAGUGCAUAUAUUGAUCAAUGGAGGUUAUGUUCCCCAUAAACCAUGUUAGUAACAUAUUUUAUAGAUUAAUGAAUUGCAUUGUCCAUUCAUUUACAGUAAACAUGAGAAACGAAAUACUAUCCAAAUAUUAACAUUUUUUAUUCCCCAAAUGAUUUCUUAUAAAGUCUGAACUGUUUGCGUGUAAUUUAAAUGAAAUUUCAAAAAGCUAUUUUGAGCUGCAUAGAUAUUUCUUAUCUUUGGUAAUUUAUAUCUAAUGUUAAGAUAUUUUAGAAAUGUUAACUAAACUCUAGAAUAUUAAUCUAAAUAGGUAUUGUAUUGGGGAAUAUAUCUUCAAAAUUUUGUAUAUUGAUAAAUGUAUUUAUUGCAGGUUAAGAGUUAUAAUUGUCCGCUUAAGUGAGGUAUAACAUAGUUAGCACGAAUAUUUCGUGCUCGCCGGUAUUGAUAUGGAAAGGCGGGUAAAUCGCCACUCGAUGACUUCGCAUUGCAUUGAACACAUCGUAUCCCACCCGCCCACCCCAAAGUAAUGUUUUUAUUAAGCCAUAUUUUCGCAUCCAUUGAUUGGUUGUUAGCGAAAAAGUAUUUGUUUGUUUGAAUCAACUUGUAAAUAAUCGAUAUAAUAGUUUAUUCCGCAGGUUGUGAGCUUCCAUGAUUGCAUGUCCAGAGAUUAUGAUAUAUGGAUCCAUCUAACUCACAGAAAUACCAGUUAUUAUUUGUAUAGAUUUGCAUACAACGAUAUUGAAACAAUGCGAAGGCCUUUAUCCUACUUGAGUGUUGUUGUUUAUUCUGCCUGAGACUGAAGGUUUCACAACUCUUAUUAGGUGAUAAAUAAUUUAUUUUCGGUUAAGCAGAGCGAAUUAGAAAAUAAGUCUAUUUUCUGUAAUGUUUCAUAUAAUGUUAUUGCAACACAUGAUUGUUGUGAUACGUGUAUGACCUGGUGGCCUAAUUGUACAACAACCUUUCAAAUUUGCAUAAACCAAUGCCAGCAUUUUUAACACUAAAUCAUUUGUGUUGUUA